AUUGCAAAAGAUCGUCAAGAACAGCAACCAGUGCGAAUAAAGGCGGUAGCCAAUGGGAUUACGCUUGAAAUCUGCCGGGGCAUUGACGACAGAACAGGGUGUCCAGUGCUCGAGGGAUUUUAUAUAGUAAAGAUUCUUUCAGAGAUCCUGGAAACGGGUUGUCCAAUCGGCUCUCGGAGGAGCGGAGUCCAAAGCACGAAGGGAGGCGUGGCCCAGGCUGAUUGUUCGGCCGGUGGGGUGCUCAUUUUGUUCGGCCGGUGGGGUGCUCAUUCCAUGUGGAUGUUCUGUGGAGCUGAAUGGGCAGGACCUCCUCGGCCGGUCGGAGGUCGCUGUAGCAUCGUGACAGCUGCUGCCGGAGAUGGCGGAAGCAGAUUUUCCUGCAACGCACCCCUCAGCCCCGCGGCUCUUCACCUGGGAAGAGAUCAAGCUCCGAGCAGGCAGGGAGCCGGAGCGGUGGCUGGUGAUUGAGAGGAAGGUCUACGACAUCAGCCACUUCCACAAGAGGCACCCCGGGGGCUCCCGCGUGAUCAGCCACUACGCGGGGCAGGACGCCACGGAUCCCUUCACAGCAUUCCACCUCGACAAGACUCUAGUUAGAAAAUACAUGAAGUCCUUGUUAAUUGGGGAGCUUGCAGCAGAUCAGCCCAGUUUUGAACCCAACAAAAAUAAACUGCUCGUAGAUGAUUUCCGUGAGCUCCGUGCUACUGUUGAGAAGAUGGGACUCCUGAAUCCCAACUAUCUCUUUUUUUUCCUGUACCUCCUUCACAUCUUGCUGCUGGAUGUGGCAGCUUGGCUCAACAUCUGGUACUUUGGGUCAUCCCUGAUGCCUCUUCUUUUCUCUGGAUUGCUGCUUGGCACUGUACAGGCCCAAGCUGGCUGGCUGCAACAUGAUUUAGGACACCUUUCAGUCUUCGGCAAAUCUAAAUGGAACCACUGGGUUCACAAAUUUGUGAUUGGACAUUUGAAGGGAGCACCAGCCAGCUGGUGGAAUCACUGGCAUUUCCAGCAUCAUGCUAAACCUAACUGUUUUCGUAAGGACCCUGAUCUCAAUAUGCAUCCUUUGUUUUUUGCAUUGGGAAAGAAGCUCUCUGUGGAGCUUGGCAUAAAGAAAAAGAAGUUCAUGCCUUAUAACCACCAGCAUAAAUACUUCUUCAUUCUUGGACCGCCAGCUGUGGUACCUUUCUACCUACAGUGGUACAUCUUCUACUUUGUUGUUCAGCGCAAAAAGUGGGUGGAUCUGGCCUGGAUGGUGACUUUCUACAUCCGGUUCUUUCUGACGUACUCAUACUUACUGGAACUGAAGAGUCUCCUUGGUCUUUUCUUUCUCCUCAGAAUCGUAGAGAGUCACUGGUUUGUCUGGGUGACACAAAUGAACCACAUCCCAAUGAACAUUGAUUAUGACAAGAAUGUGGACUGGCUUUCAACCCAGCUCCAGGCAACAUGCAAUGUAAAUCAGUCCCUGUUCAAUGAUUGGUUCAGUGGGCACCUCAACUUCCAAAUUGAGCACCACCUCUUUCCUACCAUGCCUCGACAUAACUACUGGAAGGUGACCCCCUUGGUGAAGUCCAUAUGUGCAAAACAUGGCAUUGAGUACCAAUCCAAGCCUCUGCUCACAGCCUUUGCGGACAUUGUACAUUCUCUGAAGGAUUCUGGGGAGCUCUGGCUUGAUGCAUACUUGCAUAAAUAAGAAGCAUGCGACAUCUCCCAUCCAUGCUGCCUCCAGCCAUUGGUGUCUUGAAGAGAAAAAGGGCCUGGCUUAAUAAGGCAUGGGCAGCUGGGUGAGCUGAAUUCUCGGACUGGGUGUGAUGUUUCAAGAUGUCUUGUUUCUUCCUCUUCACUCAUGCAUCGCCUGCUUCUCCUUUCUGCUCUUGAAGAUGCUGAGAUGUUUCCAAAAGUGCAUGUUCACCAGGAAGAAGACUUCAGGACCAGGAAACAACGCUCAUUUUUUUUACUGCCAUUUCAUUUGCUUCAUAUGUGGAGGGGAAACCUUAUGUAGGAAUCUCUAAGGCUUCUGUUGCCCUGUUUUCCAGCUUGCCUGGCUUCCUCAUAGAGUAAAAGAACCAAGGAUGUGGAGACAGUCUCAUGAGUGAGAAAGAGAGGAGAAGGGCUGGGAAAGGAGAAGAAAAUUCAAGGUCAGAGCAUAGGAGCUGCUGGUAGGAAUGUCAGAUAAGGCACCAAAGCUUGAAGUUGGGAAACAAGGCAUACAAGAGACUAGAGAAGACUACAGAAGCCAAACUGUUGUGUGGAUGAUUGUGAGAAGAGAAUAGCCAAAUACUGACACAAGCAUAUGUUCAAGGGCCAUGCUAGAGAGUGGCCGACCUAUUUUAACUAUGGAAAGCAACCUGGGCUAGGCUUUCUGUGCACAGGAGUCCAAGACAUUCCUGGGUGUACUUUUCACAGACAAAAAAGAGCCUUAAUUGCUAACAUGGCACUAUUACCACUCCACAGGACCACAUUUUGAAAGGAGAAUAAUGAAUGUCUGUGGAUGGAUGGACUGACUGAUUAUACUGCCAGAGAGAAAUUAGGGCAAGUGGAUGCUUAAGACCCUUGGCUUACAUACUAAUAUACUUCUAGAGGUUUAGGAGGAGGACCAAAUAAUAUAUUUUCCAUAACUGGAACAGCACUCUUUCUAUAUUGCUCAGUACGGGCUCUUUCUACAUCACAUACCUGAUUAUACUAAUUCUGUCCUACAGACCUCUGGAGUGUUUGCUACUAUAGCACAGAGUGUCCCCAUGAGAACAAGUAAGUCCAGAGCAGGCAUUCUCAAAGCUGCCAUAGUCUCUCUCUCUCUUUCUCAGUGAUGGGGGUAGGGAAGUGAAGUUGGAGUCUUCUCAUGUCUAUUUCUCUCAGCAUCUGUUUGUUUAUGCAGUCUGUUUUUAUGGGGAAAAGGCCAUCAUGAGGUUUCUGUAAUUCUUUCAUGGCUACUUAUUCACACAAAGGUUUUCCCACGUGGUGAAACAGACUUGAGGCAGUUUAGCCACUGCAAAUGAAUGCCCCCUCAUUUUGACAUUGGUUCCCUAUACAAUUUGACUGUAUCAACGUUCUCUAACAGCUGUGAGACGUAUCUACUGGAUCUUCCUCUUCUUCCUGGUCCUAAGGGACAUGGCAGGAAGGUUCAAAGGCAAGUAAGAUUCACAUUUCCCAAAGGAGAGACCACAUGGAAGCAAAAACUUACUGCAUAAUUACCUGCAUAAUUUUUAUUUUUUUGCAUAGCAGUGAUUUAGGAGAAAGGGAGCUAAGCUGAGAAGCAGAGUAGAACUCCAGUCAUAAUGAAAAUCUGUCACCAAACCCACAGCCAAUGGGUAUUAUUUUUCUCAGGGAGGCCUGCCUGCUAGUGCUCUGAGACCCAUAGCUCUAGAGAGUAGCGGGGACCCUUUGGCAAGCUUUAAAUCGUUAACAUUCCAGCACAAAGAGGGUAGUGGUACAGCCUUCUAAACAAGCCAAUAUAUCACACCUCUGAUUCUGUCUUGUAUUAUGUGCCUCCUAGGACUGCUUUGGGGGAACAAAGCAUGCUGAAGUGGAUUGCCAUCAUAGCCUUAUGCUAUUUGAUAGCUUCCAUAUAAGAUGAAAUAGCACAACUGCCAAAUUAGGCAUGUGGGGUAGCACUGGGCAUCAUGUUCAUUAAAAAUGAAGCCCUGAGUCUCUGAAGGAUCUUUCGUUUUGGAGCCUCUGUUCUUUUCUUCUGUGAGCUGAUUCCAACCUCUUUUUCUUCACCAUCUUCUGACCUUAUGUGAGCAAGUGUGUGAUGUAAGAUGGCUUCCUUCUGAUAAACCUUUCCUGAUGUCACCUGUUGUAAUCUGCCAACAAGCCCGUUGUAGCUUCAAAAUGACACCAAAAUAGAUGAGAUGAUGGAGACCCACGAUUGGAUUGGGAAUCACUGUGCAGAAGAAAGAAGAUGAACCCUUCACCCCAGCUGCUGUUUGUCACUAAGGAAAAUGUACAUGUGCACAGGCUGUACCAUUACUUUUUUUCCCUAAAGGAGCAAACACACACACAAACACACACACACAACAUAUUCAAUGGGAAAACAGCACAGGGGAGAAGUAUUAAGGCCCCCAGCACUGCAGCUCUGAUUUGGAUCACCACAUGAAUAGUUGGCUAUAUGCCAGCUUUUAAGAGAUCACAGAUCUCUGUUGCCUUGUCUAGCUUGGCCCUGACUGUAGAAGUGAUGUGGCCUUUACAGGAAUGUGGCAAAGGAUCAAACACAACCCUCCCCCCGUGCUUAUUAUUAAAAUUAAAAAGAGGAUGGGAAGUCUGGAGAUAGUGUCUGCCCUAUGGAUGAAAACUGGACGUAUUCUCUUCUGUGAAUUUUUUGAUGGGGAUAACUAAACUGCAAUAAAAUCAUAAUGUAAGUGUUGAAUAAAGAAGAGUAGGUUAA
This is a messenger RNA of Rhineura floridana, 4378 nucleotides long. RefSeq names its product acyl-CoA (8-3)-desaturase-like. Gene Ontology annotation, molecular function: oxidoreductase activity, acting on paired donors, with oxidation of a pair of donors resulting in the reduction of molecular oxygen to two molecules of water. The record is from RefSeq and is a predicted model, not a curated record. The transcript is spliced from 12 exons. Lineage: Eukaryota; Metazoa; Chordata; Lepidosauria; Squamata; Rhineuridae. Gene Ontology annotation, biological process: lipid metabolic process. Bases 359 to 1687 code for a protein of 442 amino acids. Gene Ontology annotation, cellular component: membrane.